UCUGUGCGUCCGUCCAUCCGGCCGCACCAGGAAACCCAACACCGCGGAGGGGGGGACAAAGGCUGCGUUGUCCCCUCCUGCGGCGUGGCUAUAAAACAUCCCGAAACCUCCCCAACCCCCCCCGACACCUCCCGGGGGCCACGACCCGCCCGCAGCUCUCUGACCACAGCGUGGGCUCCUGUGCCAGGUGGCAGCUGAGACAUCCCUCAGACCUGCUCCCCCUCCCUGUGGUCCCGCUUGAAGCUUUUGGUCCCCUGGGAGUAGCUCCCGGCCCCGGGACCCUCCUCAGCCCUGCAGGUCUGAGACCCCUCAGAGCCGCUGCACCCUGGGCUGAGGGAGGGCAGAGGGUCUCCCUGGGACACCCUCAGGGUGCAACCCCCUCCCGGCUCCUGUCCCUGCACCUCCAGCGUGUGCGGGGCCAUGGCCACGGGCGAACUGACUGAGCUGGAAUUGGCCAUCGAGAAGAUCAUCGACAUCUUCAUCACCUGCGCGGGCAAGGAGGGCAGGAAGGGCACCCUGAGCACCAGCGAGUUCAAGGAGCUGGUCCAGCUCCAUCUGCCCAACCUGAUGAAGGACGUGCCCUCUCUGGAGGAGAAGAUGAGCGAGCUGGACAUGAACAACGAUGAGGAGCUGAGAUUUGGGGAGUUCUGGCGGCUCAUCGGGGAGUUGGCCAAGACCAUGAGGAGAGAGAAAAUGGGCAAGAAGUGACGGGGCCAUGGGAGACUCAGCUGACGUGGAGCAAAUAAAAGAGGUUUCCCUGA
Molecule: messenger RNA, 761 nt
Organism: Corapipo altera (White-ruffed manakin)
Lineage: Eukaryota; Metazoa; Chordata; Aves; Passeriformes; Pipridae
Product: protein S100-A13-like
Exons: 3
Coding region: 421-708 (95 amino acids)
Biological process (GO): positive regulation of canonical NF-kappaB signal transduction; positive regulation of cell population proliferation
Cellular component (GO): perinuclear region of cytoplasm
Molecular function (GO): RAGE receptor binding
Source: RefSeq, a predicted model, not a curated record